Molecule: messenger RNA, 2807 nt
Organism: Theobroma umbraticum
Lineage: Eukaryota; Viridiplantae; Streptophyta; Magnoliopsida; Malvales; Malvaceae
Product: ATP binding microtubule motor family protein
Biological process (GO): microtubule depolymerization; microtubule-based movement
Cellular component (GO): microtubule
Molecular function (GO): microtubule motor activity; microtubule binding; ATP binding
Source: RefSeq, a predicted model, not a curated record
GACAGGGUCCUCUUCUUUCUUACUCUUCCUCUGAAUCUUUGUCUUAAGCCAAAGCUCGAGAAAGAGAGAAGCUUCUUUCUUUUUUUAAGCAGGAAAAACCCGAUUAAGAUCCGAUUAACUGUAAAUCGGGUGAUCGGCUGCAUUGAUUUUGUUCAUUUUAUUUUAAGCAAGGGACAGAGAAAAGGGAAGCUUUGGAUCGAAGCAUCGAAGGUUUUUUCCUUUAUUGUUAGUAUAAAUAAUUGAGAAGAGGAGGGGAGAGAGUUGGGAGAUGAACGGAAUGGGGGGACAGGGGCAGAGAUCUGGUUCGACAGGGGUUCAGGUGCACCAUCAGAGACAAUACUCAGAUAACUUCUUGGAAACAACGUCGAAUGGGAGAUGGCUUCAGUCUGCUGGUCUUCAGCAUCUUCACUCUUCUAACAACUCUAUUCCUCCUCUUCAGGAUUAUGCCUUUUAUGGUGGUGGCGUUGGAGGAGGAGGACACGGGUCUAGAAUGUAUAGAAAUGUGCAGAGGGGUUUUAAUACGGGGAAUGACUUUUUCACGGAGCCUACAACUCCUCCAGUUAGUUCACGGCCGUCAAGCCAGAGGAAGAAUGGUGAAGACUCCCCCAGUGAGUUCAGUCCUGGUCUUCUAGAUCUGCAUUCUUUUGAUACGGAGCUCCUGCCUGAGAUGCCGGUUCCCAACCUGUAUGAUGGUCCUUCAGUCUAUAAUCCUGUUCGAGGUAGAAGCUUUGAUGACUCUGAACCCUAUAUUUCAAACAACAAACAAGCAGGCAGAGCUCGUGGUGUGCCAGAGAAUAGCCUCCUCAAAAGUUUUGCUUCAGACAAAGAGAAGGUCAAUUCAGUUGCAAAGAUCAAAGUUGUGGUGCGCAAGAGACCUCUCAAUAAAAAGGAGUUAGCAAAGAAUGAGGAAGAUAUUAUAGAAACACUAUCCAAUUCCCUAGUAGUGCAUGAGACCAAACUUAAGGUUGACCUAACAGAAUACGUGGAGAAGCAUGAAUUUGUUUUUGAUGCAGUGCUGAAUGAGGAGGUCUCAAAUGAUGAGGUCUAUCGUGAGACUGUGGAGCCCAUAGUUCCUAUAAUUUUUCAGCGCACGAAAGCAACUUGUUUUGCCUAUGGUCAAACAGGAAGCGGAAAAACCUAUACUAUGAAGCCACUUCCCCUUAAAGCUUCUCGUGAUAUCUUGAGGUUGAUGCACCACACAUACAGGAACCAAGGAUUUCAGUUGUUUGUGAGCUUCUUUGAGAUAUAUGGAGGAAAAUUAUUUGAUCUCCUCAGUGAUAGGAAAAAACUUUGCAUGCGAGAGGAUGGUAAGCAGCAAGUUUGCAUUGUGGGUCUGCAAGAGUACAGAGUAUCAGAUGUAGAGACUAUUAAGGAGCUUAUUGAGAAAGGAAAUGCCACAAGAAGUACUGGUACCACAGGUGCAAAUGAGGAAUCCUCCCGUUCUCAUGCCAUACUUCAGCUUGCUAUUAAGAGAUCUGUUGAUGGCAAUGAAUCAAAGCCUCCCCGUGUUGUUGGCAAGCUUUCCUUUAUAGAUCUUGCUGGAAGUGAACGAGGUGCAGAUACCACAGAUAAUGAUAAGCAAACAAGAAUGGAAGGUGCCGAGAUCAACAAGAGCUUGUUAGCUUUGAAGGAGUGCAUAAGAGCUCUUGACAAUGAUCAGGGUCACAUUCCUUUCAGAGGCAGUAAACUUACAGAGGUUCUAAGGGACUCAUUUAUGGGCAAUUCACGUACUGUUAUGAUAUCUUGCAUUUCACCAAGCUCUGGGUCAUGUGAACACACUUUGAACACCUUAAGAUAUGCUGAUAGGGUGAAGAGCCUUUCAAAAGGGGGAAAUCCUAAGAAGGAUGUAUUAUCUUCAACAUUAAACCUGAAAGAAUCAACUGCUCUGCCCUUAUCUUCAGUUUUACCAACUGCAUCGACUUUUGAGGAUGAUAUUAAUGAUACAUGGCCUGACCAAAAUGAAAGAGAUGAUUUUGAUGCAUCAGAAGAUUCCUAUGAGCCGGAGAAAGUGAUGUGGAAGAAAAAUGUGAAGCCAGAUCAAUACAGUUUCUCUACUUCAGAGGACAAGUUAUGGAAGCCUAACGGUCAGACCAAAUGGAAGGAACCACUCAGAACUGAUUUUAAGCAUUCAAAAUCAGAUGAUGAUUUGAAUGCCCUCCUGCAGGAAGAGGAGGAUCUUGUAAAUGCUCAUAGAAAACAAGUGGAGGAGACUAUGAAUAUUGUCAAAGAGGAGAUGAACCUGCUGGUUGAAGCAGACAAACCUGGAAACCAGCUGGACGAUUAUAUAUCGAGAUUGAAUGCUAUUCUUUCUCAGAAGGCUGCUGGCAUUAUGCAGUUACAAACUCGUUUGGCUCAUUUUCAGAAGCUCUUAAAGGAGCAUAAUGUUUUAGUAUCUUCUUCUGGCUAUUAAUCACUUAUCAGGGUACAGAAAGAAGUCAAAACUAUUAAUUUGGCUUCUCCCAGGAAUACAUUGCAAGAUUGGCCUAAGCAUGGGUUUGGUGAGGCCUUUCUUUUGGUGAUUUUUAAGGAAAUAUAUUUGAAACUUGGUUUCGCGGCAGUUUGCCGGAUGAUCCACCAGCAAUCGUGUAGCCGCCAUUGAUGCAGGGUGAUUAAAACCCUGCCCUGUUUCUUUUCCAUAAUGCUAUUCUUUUUUUUUUUAUUCUUAUUUUCUUUUUCUUCAACAAGAAAUAGCCAAUAGGCAAACGGAAGUAAUGGAUUUACAUGCUUUUUGGCAUGCUAUUGUAAAGUUCUGCAGUGAUAUUGUAAUUUGAUUCAUUAUUCGAAUAUGUGUCAGACGAUUUAGUCCA